GGGCGCCGAGUGAUGCGGGCUGGCCGCCUCCUUCCCUCCCCGAGCUGGGCGCAUAAAGCGCGACUCCGGCUCCCCUGCGCCCCCUUCCCUUCCCUUCCAGUCCCCGCGCCUCGCCUCCGUCGAGCCGAGCCGAGCCGAGCCGAGCCGGGCAGGGAAGCCGCAGCGUCCGCUCCGAGCUCUUCCUUCUGGUCACCUCGAACCCUGAUGCUUUUUGGAAUGAGCACGUGUGGCAGGAAGGCUUUGACUCUGCUCAGCAGUGUGUUUGCUGUCUGUGGCUUGGGCCUCUUAGGAAUUUCUGUUAGCACUGACUAUUGGCUCUACCUGGAAGAAGGAAUCAUCCUGCCCCAAAAUCAGUCCACUGAAAUCAAAAUGUCACUGCACUCUGGGCUCUGGAGGGUCUGCUUCCUGGCAGGUGAGGAGCGUGGCCGAUGUUUCACUAUAGAAUAUGUCAUGCCCAUGAAUGUGCAGCUGACAUCGGAAUCAACAAUAAAUGUUUUAAAGAUGAUUCGAUCUGCCACACCAUUCCCUUUAGUCAGUCUCUUUUUCAUGUUCAUUGGGUUUAUACUGAGCAACAUUGGACACAUUCGGCCCCACAGAACCAUCCUGGCCUUUGUAUCAGGAAUCUUCUUCAUCCUGUCUGGUUUAUCUCUUGUGGUGGGGCUGGUAUUGUACAUAUCCAGCAUCAACGAUGAGAUGUUGAACAGAACCAAGGACUCUGAGACUUACUUCAGUUAUAAAUAUGGCUGGUCAUUUGCUUUUUCGGCUAUCUCUUUCCUUCUGACAGAGAGUGCCGGCGUGAUGUCCGUUUACCUGUUUAUGAAAAGAUACACCGCUGAGGAGAUCUAUAGACCUCACCCUGGCUUCUAUCGCCCGCGGCUUAGCAACUGCUCCGAUUACUCCGGGCAGUUCUUGCACCCAGAUGCUUGGGUACGCGGACGUAGCCCGUCUGAUAUUUCCAGUGACACUUCCCUGCAGAUGAACAGUAACUACCCUGCUCUACUUAAAUGUCCAGAUUAUGAUCAAAUGUCAUCUUCCCCGUGUUGAAUGGCAAUUAACUCCUUCAGCUACUUGUGAUGAGGAGCAAGCCCCCACUGUGUCCUGACUUGGUUUAUUGUUUGUAGGCCGCUCUUCCAGGACAAUUGUCUAUUUAUAGGAUAGUCAACCAUGUUAAACAUUGGCUAAAGAGAUUUCUUUCCAAAUGAUGCUUACUUGCAUAUCCUCAUCCUCCAGCCAUUGCACACACAUGGCUCCCUUUGAAGAGAGUAGCAGCUUUGGGUGUGGAAUACAUCCAGGAUCGGGCUUAGCAAGUAUCUGAUCUCAAAGAACUACUACUAGGAAAAAAAAAAUGUUUUUUGGUAGGCAGCAAAGAGUGUGUUUUGAUGGUAUCAUUUUACUGUGGAUUUCUUGUCAUAAAGGAUAUGUGUACAUUUCUAACUAAUAGUAACAAUUACAAAAGUGCAACUUGCGUCUUGAUUUGAGAUUUACUAUGAUAUAUGUUUCAUCGUUGCUGUGUAUUAUUUCUAAUCAGGUAGUAAUGAUCAAUAACCAUCCCAGUCAAGUAUACCUCACUAUGGGAUUUUCCAAAAGCUAUACAGGAGUUAGAUGCCCGUUUUCCAUUGACUUUUGAUGGGAUCUGAGAACAAGCUUCUUUAGCAUCUUCUGCAAAUCAUACCCCCAGUCACUCAUGUUAAAUCUCUGUCCACUAUGACCAUGGUGUUACUUUAUACUGUUAGUGCAAACUACUGCUAUCACAAAUGCAAACUAUUGAGGCCAGAUCCACACUUGGUAUAAACCUUCAGAGUUCUCUUACUUCAUUGGAGCUAUUUUGGGUUACCGCAGAUAACAAUCCACCAGAGAUGCUAUAUCUCACAAAAAGGGUAUGCAUUAUUUCAAGCUGUACCUAUUAUUUAUAUUACUAUAUGCCUUAUUUUGUCUCUUUGUUGUUCUUAAAGUCCAUGCAAUCCACUUUGGUCUUGGAAGACUGAGAAUUAACAGUGUGUGCCUAGCAAUCUAUUGUACAUAACAUUCAGAGAACUGAAAGGUGAAAAUCCAUAUAGGGUACUGUUAUGAAAAUGAUAAGAUUACUGAAAGAGCUGUGUCAACUGUACAGUUUCUAACCUUGGUUAUUUUUUUUUACCACUUUGGAAAAUGUUGGUUUGUAAAUAGCAAAAUCCUACAGGUGUUCUUUGUAUAUCUGAGUUUUCAGUUUGACUGUACUAUUUUACUUCAAUUAAAACAAGUGUAAUGUA
Messenger RNA from Alligator mississippiensis (American alligator), 2249 nucleotides. It is a transcript of the gene CACNG5, whose product is annotated as calcium voltage-gated channel auxiliary subunit gamma 5. The transcript has 6 exons. The coding region runs from base 13 to 1044 and encodes 343 amino acids. Lineage: Eukaryota; Metazoa; Chordata; Crocodylia; Alligatoridae. The record is from RefSeq and is a predicted model, not a curated record. Gene Ontology annotation, molecular function: voltage-gated calcium channel activity; channel regulator activity. Gene Ontology annotation, cellular component: postsynaptic density membrane; AMPA glutamate receptor complex. Gene Ontology annotation, biological process: neurotransmitter receptor transport, postsynaptic endosome to lysosome; positive regulation of synaptic transmission, glutamatergic; calcium ion transport.